Molecule: messenger RNA, 1645 nt
Organism: Brassica napus (rape)
Lineage: Eukaryota; Viridiplantae; Streptophyta; Magnoliopsida; Brassicales; Brassicaceae
Exons: 7
Coding region: 147-1334 (395 amino acids)
Source: RefSeq, a predicted model, not a curated record
AGUCAACUUUCAUUAGUGUUGUUAAUGUAAUAACUAAUUUAUUUUUUCCUAAUUCCUAAUUUAUAGAAUAUAUGAGCAAUCUACUCCUGAAAACUCCAUUUCAAAAGUUACUAAAGAGUAGUUUCUAAGGAUUGCAGUAAACCAUAAUGGGAAUGGUCGGUUUCACGGUAGCACUGAUGGUGAUAGUGGUGAUAAUCUCUCCUUGUGUCCAUGGAAAUGAGUUCUCCGAUCACAAGGAAAUCGAGGUAGAAAGACUUUUGAAGAGGCUCAACAAGCAUGCUCUUAUAUCCAUUAAGAGCGAAGAUGGAGAUAUAAUAGAUUGUGUUCCAAUACAUAGUCAACUAGCUUUUGAUCAUCCUUUGCUUAAAAACCACAACAUCCAGAUGAGACCGAACAUUAUACGGGAAAGUACGUCUACGUACACCAAGAAUUAUAUAAAUGUUACUCAGGCGUGGCACAAGAAGGGAAUAUGCCCAGAAAACACAGUCUCGAUAAGAAGAAUAAAGAAAGAAGAUAUCUUACGAUCAAAUUUCAUUGAGAAUUUUGGGAAAAAGAUGACUCCAGGCAUCCUUUUAUAUGGUUCAAGUAGUGUUCACGAGUACGCGGUCAUGAAUUGCAAGAAAGGAAAGUAUUUUGGGACAAAGUUUGCAGUGAAUAUCUGGAAACCAAAAGUUCAAGUUCCCAACGAGUUCAGCUUGGCUCAGACUUGGCUCUCGUCUGGAGUUGGCACUAAUCUUAACACGAUUGAAGCUGGUUUUCAGGUUCUUCCGUCAUUAUAUGGUGAUAAUAAUCUAAGAUUAUUUGUUUACUGGACGGCCGACAACUAUCAAAAGACAGGGUGCUACAACACAAACUGCCCAGGUUUCGUUCAGACGAGCAAUCGCAUCACUGUAGGUGGAACCUUCAAAAGCGUCUCAAAAUACGACGGUAUUCAAAUCGCGGUCCUCGUAAUGAUAUGGAAGGACGGCGAUUACUGGUGGCUACAGAUUAACAAAGAGCUUGUCGGCUACUGGCCUGCUAAGUUAUUCAGUUCUCUAGGUAAGGGAGCUACGGAAGUUCUAUGGGGAGGUGAAAUCGUUAACGAGAAGACCGGUGGGAAACACACGAGCACGGACAUGGGAAGUGGACAUUUUGCAGAUGAAGGUCAUAGAAAAGCGAGCUAUUUCAGGAAUAUUAUGACGGUUGAUAAAACCAAUACUCUGAGAGAACCACAAGGAGUUUACCCCACGGUUACGAAUGAUAACUGUUACAACAUUAAGGAAGGACGUAAUGGAACUUCCUGGGGGUUUAAUUUCUUCUAUGGUGGUCCUGGCCUGAACGCCAAAUGCCCUUGAUUUUUUUUUGGGUAAAAUAGAUGCCCUUGAGUAUUUUGCAUAUUUAUUUGUAUUUGAAUAUGAGCGUGUGAGUAUGAACAAAACCACGUCGUUAAAGUUUAUAUUAUCUGUGUCCUUGAAUAAUAUGUGUAAAAGCUUUUUUGGUUGUCCAAAAAAAAAAGAAGCUUUUUCGAAUUUCACAUGUCUGUAAUCUAUACUAUUAUUUGCGAAGUAAAUUUUACCGAUGGAGUUCUCACGUUAAAAGUUAGAGAGAUUAAUAUCUAUACUACCCUUAAUGAAUUUUAUAUAUAAUUUAUUAUAUAAUCAAAAAC